UACUCGCCUCUACAGCUGGGAGCGGCCCUACAGCCGUUCCCAGAGCGGUUGUUUCACCGGGUUAGCCAGUUGAGGCGGUCCUGUGUGAUGUCAUUGACACUCCGGACCAAGCUCCACGUGGAGCUUUUGACCGCUUUCUUAAAUGCCCGUGGUCCGAGGGCGAUUCUUUCUUCAGACUCUUACCCUCUGGACCACAGUCCUGUCGUUAUAGAGCUUCUUUUUGGCACUGUCUCUGUGCCAGUCGCUUCUUUGUCACUGCGCUCAACACCCACACCAUGUCUGACCCCUCAUUCGCUCUCCCUUCCAUCUCCCCUCUCAAUAAUCGCAACUACCCUUCCUGGUCCAAGGAGACCAAGGCCUGGCUUCGUCUCAAAGGCCUGUGGCUUCUGGUCUCUGGUGAUGAGACAGCCCCUGUUGGCACGAAGGAGAAGCUUGCUGACCCAAGGGAGGUGGCAGAGUGGAAGAGGAAUGCUCAGAAGGCUGCUGGUGCGCUCUUACUUUCAGUUGAGGACCAGUUCAGAGGCAUUGAGGACGACCCCAUCGCUAUUUGGACCACACUAA
Heterobasidion irregulare TC 32-1 is the source of this 561-nucleotide messenger RNA. RefSeq lists its product as uncharacterized. Lineage: Eukaryota; Fungi; Basidiomycota; Agaricomycetes; Russulales; Bondarzewiaceae. The annotation marks the transcript as partial. The transcript has 4 exons. The record is from RefSeq and is a predicted model, not a curated record.